Molecule: messenger RNA, 2424 nt
Organism: Argentina anserina (silverweed cinquefoil)
Lineage: Eukaryota; Viridiplantae; Streptophyta; Magnoliopsida; Rosales; Rosaceae
Exons: 13
Coding region: 45-2309 (754 amino acids)
Source: RefSeq, a predicted model, not a curated record
ACCUACAGCUCACCACCUUUGCCGGAAUUUUUUUCUCCGGCGACAUGGCAGACCAAUUCUCAAGCUGCGUCGAGUACGGCCUCGGCCUCUCCAAGCGGAUACUCUAUGGCAAGGAGUCAGCUCCGACUCCUUCGGCCAUGUCGAGGUCGUCUUCCCGUUCCAGGCCUGCUGCGCCGGAGCAAAGCUACUUGCCGGAGGCACCGAUGGUCUACGCGGCCGUGUCCGACCCGGAAAUCGUCGACAAUCCGGACAUUCCGAGCUACCAGCCGUAUGUCUACGGCCGCUGCGAGCCGCCGGCGUUGUUACCUCUGCAUAUGCACGGCGUGGCUUUGGAGAUUGAGAGCAAUCUGGACACGGCGUUUGUCACGGUGGCCGGAAAUUGGCGCGUGCAUUGUAUUUCCACCGGAAAAAGGUGCGACUGCCGCGUGGCAGUGCCGAUGGGGGAGAAGGGUUCACUUCUAGGUGUAGAGGUUGAGGUCACCGGAAGUUCGUACCGGAGUCAACUGAUCACCGCAGAAGGUACACGUGAUAGUCGGAAAGUAGCCAAAGAUGGGUACUUUGUGAAACGUCACAUAUACACCUUCAAAGUUCCACAGGUUGAAGGAGGCUCAUUCAUUUCUCUGAGAAUCAGAUGGUCACAGAAAUUGAUAUACCAUGAUGGAAAGUUCUGCCUCAGUGUGCCUUUUAAUUUUCCGGCAUAUGUUAAUCCCCUUGGGAAUAAUAUUACGAAAGGAGAGAAGAUUUUAUUGAGUGUGAAUAUGGGUGCUGAUGCAGAAGUUUUAUGCCAAAGUACAAGCCAUCCUCUUAAGGUUGUGAAGCGCCAAAGCGGUAAGUUGAGCUUCUCACAUGAAUCACAGGUAGCAGCAUGGUCCAGUGCAGACUUCAGCUUUUCAUAUACUGUUAAAACAAUGGAGGUAUACGGCGGUGUGUUCUUGCAAUCUCCAAGUCUUCGUGAUAUUGAUGACAGAGAAAUGUUCUGUUUCUAUUUGAUCCCCGGGAAUAACCAGACUAAAAAGGUUUUCAAAAAGGAAGUUAUAUUUAUCAUUGAUAUAAGUGGAAGUAUGGCUGGAGACCCUCUUGAGAAUACAAAGAGUGCAGUAUUGGCAUCGCUUUCCAAUCUCAACCAUGAAGAUACUUUCAACAUAAUAGCUUUCAAUGGAGAGGUUCACUUAUUCUCACCAUCAAUGGAGUUAGCAACAAAUGAAGCAUUGCUGAAAGCUACGAAUUGGGUUAGCGCUAACCUCAUUGCAGAUGGCGGUACAAAUAUCAUGCUUGCCCUAAGACAGGCUAUGAAGUUGUUGGCCAGAACUGCUGAUACAAUUCCUUUCAUUUUCCUCAUUACUGAUGGGGCUGUUGAAGAUGAAAAAGAGAUUUGUAAUAUGAUGAAAGGAUAUCUGACAAGUGAGGGCGCAACAUGUCCUCGAAUAUCUACUUUUGGCAUAGGUUUAUAUUGUAAUCAUUACUUCCUGCAAAUGCUAGCACAAAUCGGCAGGGGCUAUUAUGAUGCUGCUUAUAAUGAAGAGUCGAUUGACUAUAGAGUGCAAAGGCUAUUCACAAGGGCAUCAUCAGUUACUCUUGCCAAUAUAACCGUAGACGCUUUUGAACAUCUCGAUUCACUUGAGCUGUUCCCAGCUCAUAUGCUGGAUCUUUCAUCUGGGAGUCCAUUGAUAAUAUCUGGCAGAUAUGAGGGACGCUUUCCUCCAUCCAUCAAAGUUAGCGGUACCUUGGCUGAUACGAGCAACUUUACCAUAGACUUGAAAGUGCAAAGAUCUAAGGAUUUCCCACUUGAUCGGGUCCUUGCGAAAAGGCAUAUUGGUAUGCUUACAGCUCACGCAUGGUUGUUAGGAACUAAAGAGCUUGAAGAGAAGGUCUCUAAAAUGAGCAUUCAAGCCGGGAUCCCAUCUGAGUACACUAACAUGACACUGUUCCGGACUGAUAAAGGAAAGAAAGCUCUAGAAUUAACUCGGACACAAGAGAUCUACAAAAAAGUUAUUCAGCGGACCAAAUUCGAGUCAAAUAGCCAGAAGGACAUAAUCCUCGGAAGCCUUGGUCUUGGCUUUGGUGACUUGGCUGCUACAGUCGAGAAUAAAGCACCCGCAAGUGAAGAACCAAAGUCUUCUGAUGUUGCAGAAGUCUUGGUUAAGGCUGCAUCAGGCUGCUGUAGUAGAGUACUUGAUCGGAUCUGUUGCAUGUGUUUCAUUAGGACUUGUACCCAUGUAAAUAACCAGUGCGCAAUCUUUCUCACACAGCUUUGCACUGCCCUUUGCUGCUGCGAGUGCUUAAAUUGUUGCUUUGAACUAUUUUCUUGAUGUAAUAGUAAUAAUAAAUACGGUGAGUGAAUGGUGCAGGUAAAGUAAUCCUUAUGCUUUAUGUAUAGCACUGUAAUUGUAAUAUAUAUAAUCCUUAUGGUAUUGUUGAUUGAAA